This is a messenger RNA of Symbiodinium natans, 2955 nucleotides long. The record is from the annotation of a GenBank genome assembly. NCBI's taxonomy places the organism in Eukaryota, Dinophyceae, Suessiales, Symbiodiniaceae.
AUGGCUUCUGGCGACCCACCGCCGAUGGGCAGCUCGCCGCCGGCACCAGCGGUGGCUGCGGGGGACCCUUCCGAUCGAUCCAGUUUGGAUUCUUGGGCUCUGCGUCGACUCGCUCACCUGGAGGAGGAAGUGGUGUCCCUCCGUGCCGAGAAUUGCAAGCUGAAGCAUGACUAUGCCAUGAGCCGAGCUGCCGAUGCAAGUGCUGGCACUGGCGAGCGGCAAAGUCCUGUGGCUGUGGUGCGGCGCCUGCGCGACAUACAACAAUCAAUGCGAAGCAGGCCACUUCUCGAGGAUCGUCAACGGCCACACCUCAGCCGGUCGCCUUCGCCCCGGCAGCCGCAGUCUGCAAGGGCACGGCUGCAUCGCAGUUCAUCUCCAUCAGGCUCGCAGAGCACCGGCCUCCACCAGACUCCCUGGAGGAAGUACUGGCCCAAAACAGGCCAUGAAAGCGCACGGAAGGGAGGACACAUUUGGGAUGCACCACCCGGCAGAAGUCCCUCACGGCCUUCGAGUCCAAACGUGCGGGGACGCGCUCGGCCCAACCGUCACUAUUGGCAGAGUAAUGUGCCUGACCUCGCUACGCUGGACAAAGCUCCACAGCCGCGGGACCGCCAGCCAGCUACCCAGUCCAUAAGCGUGUCGUGGAGUUCCGAGACAGGACGUCGGCAGUUCACAACAUCAGAGCUCAUUGGCCCCUCCGACGUGGUUUCGAUGCUUAGCCAGCCGUUGCUCGCUGCUGCGUCACGAGGCGAUGUCGUUCAAGUACAAGGGAUCCUCGAGCAUGCUUUGGCAGCAGAGCAUCAUGAAGACGGACGCCUAGCCGUUUAUGAGCUCUUGGCAGCCCGGGACAAAGAAAGCCGCAUGCCGCUCCACUGUGCUGCAAGGUAUGGCCAUGCCCAGGCAUGUGAACUACUGCUGGAUGUACGAGCCGAUGUCCACGCACAGGAAGGCCACGGCGCCACGUCCUUGGCCCUGGCUUGUCUGCACGGCCACCGCGCCGUGGUGCACUGCCUUUUGCGACGCCGGGCGCGGCCGGAGCGGAGCGACCACAGGGGCCGGAAUGCCUUCCACUUCGCCUGCUGCCACGACCCAGAGAUAGUCUGCGACCUGCUGCAGAAUUUCCGGGGCUUGCCGUUCUUGAAGGACGGGGAUGGGCGGAACGCGCUCUUCUUUGCCAUGGGCAACCGAAGCGAAGAAUCAAAGAUGGAGAUUCUCAGACUACUUCUGGAGGAAAAGUGCAGCGCACGCGAGGCCGACUCCUUCGGCUGCACGGCGCUGUCCUACGCGGAGCAAGCAGGCGAAGAGAAGGUGGUGGCACUGCUGCUUCGGGCUGUGGACUUGGAGAUGCCUUUGCACCUCCAGGCCUCGCUUCCGGACCGGCAGCCGGGGCCGGAGAGCGGCUCUGGAGCAUUGGGCGCUGACGGCGCUGACGUUUCUGACGUUCAGGGGUGGUUGACAAGUGCCCAUGACGAAGCCGUGCAGGUCACAGGGCGAGACGCAGCAGGCAGCGCGGAGCCAGUGGCGCUUGAGGAGCAGGGCGUGGACCAGGUGGCCGCGACAAAGACAGGCGUCGAUGCCACGAAGCCAGCUGGCAUGCCGGAGCAGGCCGAUCAUGGCUUGUCAUCAAACUGGUUUGCCUUGGAGGAGGCAAACCAAGACAUAUUGGUGUUUGUCGCGUUUGUGCCUGGUGUUCAACCAGUGGUGUUGUGCAUGCCGCACCUCAUGGCAGCCCAGUACAGCCUGCGGGAUACUGCCGGCCUGGUCGGCUUUUGCAGGGACGCCGAUGUGCGGCUCCUGCGGCCCCAGUACUUGCAAGAGCUGCACGAGGCCGGACGCGCGUGGCCCCGCAGGCAGGAAGCCGAGCAGGAGUACACGAAGGAUGGGAAGGAAGCGCUCUACACGCAGGAGGAGCUGCAGGAGAAGGUUUGCCUGGGCUGGGAGCGGUUCACGGUCUUCGCCCUGUCGCAUGUGUGGGAAUCGCGCGAGCAUCCGGACCCUGCUCGGCACCAGCUCCGGCCUCAGUCGUGCUCAAUGUGCAAGUAUCAUCUUGUUUCCUUGGCGGAAGUUGUGGUAGCGGGUGUAGCAGGUGUAACGGAAAGCUUGGCUUGGCUGGGAGUCCUGGUGGAAGCGCUGCGCGACUUCCGGGACUUCUUGCGGAAGCUCGCCCCUGUGGAGUCGGAGAGGGUCCACGCCGACUGGGAGGCCGCGGUCUUCAUAGACUACAGCUCCCUCUACCAAUUCCAGCGGUUGCCCCACCAGGACGAUGCGUCCUUCAAGAAAGCCAUGGGCAAUAUGCAUGUCGUCUACUCGCACGACGAGAGCUUCACUUUGCGGAUCGAGGGCCUCACCCCGGGGCUCCACGACCCCGACCGGCCCAAGCCCGAGCUUAGCCAUCAGAAAGUGUCCGUCUUCCACGUGCCCAGGAACGCCGUGGUGGACGUGUCCCUGGCAGAGCUCCGUGACACAAACGACAAGGGGAAGUGCCCGUCCUGUGGCGAUGAAGGCUGCGCCCAGCUCCACAGAAAUGGCGUGGAGUACCAGCGUCGCGGCUGGUGCUCCGCCGAAGCACAAUGGUCCGCCGCGAGGGCUGAGCCUUGGCACAGCAUCCCCAUCCCCUUCCGGGAGGGGGCGGUGGGCACCGCGCCGAUGGCGCCGGCGGAUUUCCGAGCCUUCGCGGAGAAAGGACACCUUCGCUUCACCCACCGCUCCGACCUGGAGCCCGUAGUCCAGCUUCAAGCCAGAGUCUUUGAAGAGAAGGCCGCUGCUUGCACGAGCCUCGUGCUCCCACACCUCCCAUCUGACGAGGUGAAGACACUUUGCUGCGCGUUGCCCUACUUCCCGAAGCUGGAGAAGCUGAACGUCAAUCGCAGCCAGGCCCUGGUGCGGGCGUUGCCUUGGCCGCAGAUGCGGGAGCUGACGCUGACCACUUGCCAACUCGGGGACGCGGAGGCGCAG